Molecule: messenger RNA, 2996 nt
Organism: Oldenlandia corymbosa var. corymbosa
Lineage: Eukaryota; Viridiplantae; Streptophyta; Magnoliopsida; Gentianales; Rubiaceae
Source: the annotation of a GenBank genome assembly
AAAAGUUAGUACAAUUGAGUAUAGAAAAAGCUACUCUAUUGAAUUUUUGUUUAAAAAAAAGAAAUACUUUUGAUUAGACCCCUCAAUUUUACUGUUUGGCCUUAUUUGUUCUGUCCAAGCAAAUCUUUCACUCAGUGCAAAUCUUCGAAUUUUACUAUUUCAGAAACACAAAUAAACCAAAUAUACGCACUAACAGAGAAAUCUCAAUCAGAAGGAAUUUUUCAUUUUUUAUUUUAUAGAAAUAAUUGGACUGUCACACACACGUUCUACUGUAAAUGAAUGUACAAAGUAGUAGACAGUAUAACAACAGUACAAAAACAAAAUGCAGAUGAAAAAUAAUAAUAUAUUAUUGUAUUGUGUUUGAAAGGGAGGGUAAAAAAAAAAAAGUCAGUAAAGAAGCAGCUUUUAAUUCUUGUCUUUUUACUCUUGUAGUGUAUAUAUAUUUCUGUAAUCUGUUCUUCUUUCUCCCUCUCUUCCUCUGCUAUUCUUUAUGUUGUAGGAGUUAUGGUGGGGUACAUGCAUUUUCAUUUUCUGAGCUGGUAGCUGGGGACGAAUUUAAUUCCCCCUUUCUUCAUUUGGGUCCCUUUUCUUUUCUCCUCUCUUUCUUCAAUUCACUGAUUCAGUUUCUUUAUACAUAAAUCUUUUUUACCUCCCAUUUUUCCUGCCGGAUAAAACGGUGCUUUCUUUCUGUUUCUGUGAUUUUGCCUGAACUGAGUAAACCAGGCUUGUUUGCGUGUGCUUCUUCUGGAAACUGGUAUGUCUACACACCCUUUUUUAGCAUAUAAUUUUUUGGGUUUGGUUCUGAUUGUCUCGAAUUACCUUUUGGAUGAGUGUUUUUUUUUUUUUUGUUAACUGAUUCACAAUUUCCCCCUUUUUUGCUUCAUUUCAUGCUGUUUGUGUGGGAAAGGGCCAAAAUCUCUGUAAGCUGUAUUACUCAAAACGGUAAAAUAAACAAAAGGGAAUUUGGUGAACAUGGUUAAAGAACAUUGAUUUGUUGCCCUUUGGAUUUUGUUGGACUUGAAUUGUUGAUUAAUUAAUGAUUUGUUUGUCACAAUCAUAUCUAUUGUAGUAUGUUUCUAUCUUGGAAUUUUCCUUUCUUGCUUUCUUUUCACUUGCAUGUUUGAAAUUUUAGGCUUUCUUUCAAUAAAGAUAGCUGCUUUGGGUCAGGAAACAUGUUAAGUUUGUUGCUCACAACUUUUCUGGUACCAAUUGAUUUGUGGAGAAUAAAAUUCUUCUUUCUGAGGCAAAACUUCGGUUUCUGACGAGAUUCUGCCUAUUGUUUCUGGUUCUGAUUGAAAUGAUAUUUUAAUUGAGCCUUGUAUUUACACUGGCCAGCUUGCAUGUCUCAUUUUACUCUGAAAUUGUACACCCACCUUCAAUUGGAAAAUAAAAAAAGAAGGAUUUUCCCAUAGUUUUUUAACCUGCAUUUUUUGUAAUUGCAUUUUAGUCUAAAAUGUUAGUAUUCAGAUUGGCAUCUGUGCAUUGUAUUCAUAGGUUCAUGUGUGAAGGAAAGGAGAUGGAGGGGGCUGAUUCUCGACCAUGGGAUGAUCUACUACCUGAUGCACUUGGGCUAAUCUUCAAAAAUCUGUCCCUGCGGGAGAAGCUUACUGUGAUCCCUGUUGUAUGCAAGUCAUGGAGCAAAGUAGUUACGGGGCCGUACUGCUGGCAAGAGAUCGAUAUCGAGGGCUGGAGCCAUGGAACUGAUCCUUAUGGUAAUGCUCCUGCAAAAGUUGAUAAAAUGCUUAGAGUGUUGAUCACAAGGAGCUCUGGAUCCUUGCGGACAUUAUGUGUUUCUGGUCUCAAGCUCGAGAGCACCUUCCAGUUCAUCUUGGAACAUGUUCAUUCAUUACAGACUUUGAAGCUUCCUAGAAGUGCAAUCAGUGAUUCAUUGAUGGAAAGUAAUGCUCAGAAGCUUUCAACUCUUACUUACUUAGACCUGAGCUACUGCAGCAAAAUUGGUGCUGGUGCAAUGGAGGCCAUUGGAAAGAACUGUAAAUCCCUUGCACGUUUGAGCCGUAACAUGCAUCCAUUAGACGUGGAGGGAAAAUUAUCCCAGAAUGAUGAAGCUCAUGCCAUUGCAACCACGAUGCCGAAGCUCAAGCAUCUUGAAAUGGCUUAUCAUCUCGUUGAUACGAAGGGUGUCCUAGACAUUAUCAACAGCUGCCCUGACCUCGAAUUUUUAGACUUAAGAGGAUGUUGGGAAGUGAAGUUGGAUGAACAGUAUCUCAAGGAGACGUCGCCGAAUUUAACCGUGUUGGGGCCUCAAGUGGUUGACCACUAUGAGGAAAUCUCUUGGGAAUGUUGCUCAGACUACUCAGAUUCCUUAUACGAUUAUGAUUCAGAUAUGAUAUGGGAUGACGAAGACAGGCUUGAAAUGAGGUUCUAUGCAGGUUCUAGUGAAGAGACUGCUUAUGGGUGGCCCCCCUCUCCUUGAGCUCCAAUAAUGAUACCCUGGUUAAUUGUUUGAUUACCUUCGGUCCGCAGGUACCUGUUUGUGAAAAAAGGUGAAUACAACUGAUGGAGUGCUUCUGUUAAUUCGUAUGUUAAACUGGAAGUUAUAAACAUAAUAGUCUCGUAACAACAGGGAAGUAGUGUUGUUAACCAGUAUUCAUUCAUAAUCCCUGUGCAUAGAUUUGGUUUUGUAUGUUGAUAAUGGAUUAGUGUCAGUACUCUGUGUUUAUUGUCAACCGUUUUUUCAUUAUUUUGUGCUGAGAUUAAAAUCCCACAGAGCAGGGGGUUUGUAUGUAGUUUAUGUCAGUGUAACUGUAGAGUGCACGCAGCUCAAUACUCCAUCCUGUCCUAUUUAUAAGGUACCAAAUAGGACUAAGUUAGUUCAAAUUUGUGUCUUAUAAAUACAACCGGAUGGAGUAUUUCUGAACCGAAAUUUGCAUCUAAGAAAGAAAUGCCCAAACGAAGAAACAGAUGCAUGAUAUAAAACUAAACUCAUCAGGAUGACUUAAGGUUAUUUCUUGGUGCGAGUUAUGGUGAUUGACAAG